This is a messenger RNA of Protopolystoma xenopodis, 1455 nucleotides long. The record is from the annotation of a GenBank genome assembly. NCBI's taxonomy places the organism in Eukaryota, Metazoa, Platyhelminthes, Monogenea, Polystomatidea, Polystomatidae.
AUGGAUUGCAUCCCUUGGAGUGAAGUGAUACGCACUUGCACCGCGGGUAGUCCUCCUCCACAGCCAGGACCACCAAACCUCGUCAAGGCAGAUGUACACUCAAUUGAAUUGAUCUGGCAACCACCUUGUAUUCCAGACACUCCUUCUGGAUGCUAUGAGUUUGGCUCGACGUCAUAUUAUGAUGGUCUGUCACCUAGCCAAGGAGGGGCCACAUUUCUUGGACCGAUGCCUCUGACAUACAUUUUGGAGACCGAGGAUGAGGCGAUGGGCCAUGGCUUCGUCACGGUUUUCACGGGCUGUGCAUGCAAGCACCGCGUAACCAAUCUGCGCCGAAACACUCGUUACCGGUUCAGAUUAGCUGCUGCUUCUGCUGACGGGCAGAGUCGAUGGAGUGAUGUCAUCAUUUUGUCCACUCUCCCUGAUGUCUCAUCUAGCCCACAGAACCUGAGAGCGCAAGUCGAAUCUUCUGUGUAUGCCUAUCACCUCCAAUUUAUUGUGCAUAAUUUCGGCUUCUCUUUUCCACUAAUGCAGCUGCGUGGUAAGCCACGUCCAAAUCGUGUAACAUUGACAUGGUCCCCACCCGAAGACGACGGUGGACUGCCAAUUUCUGAGUACCGUCUGGAAGCUCUAUUGCCUAUCACUUUAACGCUCUCUCCAUCUACUCCACGUACCGCCCAGUCCACUAGUAAUUCCGCCUUACUACAGACCUGUUUAGACCAACCAGUGAACGUGCGCAAUGAUACUUUUCCUCAGAAAUCAGCUGAUAAAAUGCCAGGGCCAAGCCAGACCUCUAUGUCCUCGAUCACUCCCGCUACAUCGACCCAUGGAUUAUCUGAAAUCGGAAUUCUCCAUAUCACGGCUCAAAUUGCCUGUCCUGUACCCUUAGUCAUUCCUGUACCAAUCACCGCUCCUAUUCGUUUCGCCUGUCAUCCUGGUCUUUCUAUUCCUUCUGACUCAGUUGGGGACGCCGACAAUUCCAUCUGUAUUGACGCAAGCAGACCUACCUCUGCAUCUCCCUUGCUUACGAGUGGCUUGCCAGUCUGGCAUAAAAUCGCCCCGAGCCAAUUGGGACCUGCGUCCACUCAUCCAGUAAUGCCUAAGCCAGUGGUAAUGAGGCUUAACAAAGACUUUCCAAAGGAAUCCAAUCUUAGUAACGGUUGUAAUAUGAAAGUCAGCCUGAGUCCUCGUGUUCACAGAGCAACUUCGAAACUAGUCUCUCAAGGUGCUGAGCGUCGUUUGGUAGCAGCUAAUGUUUGGGGUACUAAUUGCAUAUCUGAAUCUGCUGCCGAGAGUAUCUUGACGGAAGAAGAAGAGGGAGAGGACGAAGAGGAGGAAAAGGAGGGGAAGGAGGAGGAGGAAGAAGAAGAUGAUGAUGAAGAAGAAGAAGAAGAGGAAGAGGAACUAGAUGACGUUGAUCAGUUAGAGGAAGAUGAAACAAGCAAGGAAAAGGAAAAU